ACAGAACAGAGCUACAAUCUUGGAAGCAAGGAGCAAGAUAGUGCUCUGGAAAUCUCUAAAUAGCUAAAGAGAUUUUGGGUUAAGAGGGAAACUCAAGAAAAAUGCCGAUUUCUAGAAUUGCAGUUGGAACGCCAGGUGAAGCGAGCCGGCCGGACGCGCUCAAGGCGGCUCUGGCAGAAUUCUUCUCUACGCUGAUUUUCGUUUUCGCCGGUGAAGGAUCUGGGAUGGCUUUCAACAAGUUAACUGAUAACGGGUCAACAACGCCAGCAGGCCUGGUGGCUGCAUCGCUGGCUCAUGCAUUUGGACUUUUUGUGGCGGUCUCAGUUGGGGCAAACAUUUCUGGGGGCCAUGUCAACCCGGCCGUGACCUUUGGUGCGUUUAUUGGUGGCAAUAUUACCUUGUUGAGGGGCAUCUUGUAUUGGAUUGCACAAUUGCUUGGAUCAGUUGUGGCUUGCUUGUUGCUUAAAUUCGCCACUGGUGGAUUGGAAACAUCAGCAUUUUCCUUAUCCUCAAAUGUAUCCGUGUGGAAUGCCGUUGUGUUUGAGAUUGUGAUGACCUUCGGCCUGGUCUACACAGUGUAUGCCACAGCAGUGGAUCCAAGGAAGGGAAAUAUUGGCAUUGUUGCACCCAUAGCAAUUGGUUUCAUUGUGGGUGCUAACAUCUUGGCUGGUGGUGCCUUUGAUGGUGCCUCUAUGAACCCAGCUGUGUCAUUUGGUCCUGCUGUGGUUAGCUGGUCAUGGACUAACCACUGGGUCUACUGGGUCGGUCCACUUAUUGGUGCUGCCAUUGCAGCCCUUAUCUAUGACAACCUUUUCAUUGGUGAAGGUGCUCACGAGCCGCUUCCUACCAAUGAUUUUUAGGAGUUUCUUCUCAAUUUGAAUCUCUUUUCAAGAUCAAAGUUUCUCUCUUUCCUUUUAAAUUGUGGAGAGAAUAAAAUUUGGAUGAAAAAUAAUGCAGUUGUCUUUGUGGUAGGAGAACUAGGGUUGGAUUGGAUUUGGAUUUACUUGUACUUUUAUUUUAGUUUGCUUGUUUGUACUUUUGCUUACAGAAGUAAAGAAAAGCUUCUUUGCACC
This is a messenger RNA of Rubroshorea leprosula, 1073 nucleotides long. NCBI's taxonomy places the organism in Eukaryota, Viridiplantae, Streptophyta, Magnoliopsida, Malvales, Dipterocarpaceae. The record is from the annotation of a GenBank genome assembly.